GAGGAGGAGGCGGCGGCGGCGAGGAGGAAACUCCAGUUGGGGAGCAUGUCGAGUAGUGAAGAAAAGCCGCUGGAAGAAAGCGUAGGAGGUCCUACGGAAAGCAUCUCUGAGGGUGGCCAGGCAUCGGCAGGCAAAGGAAACGUGGAGACAACAGUGCAGGUGCCGGAUGACACAGAAGGGCCUGGGGGCACUUCAGGAGAAGCCCCAGAAGAGUCGAUGAGGAGCAUAGCGGACCGUGCCAGCCAGGCCCUGAACGCGCAGAUGCCCUUCGCCUCGGAGGAGAAUGAGCACAUGUACUUGGAGGCCCUGACUACCAGCUCCCAGCGCGGUUCCCUAGAAAUUUUAAGUGGAACGUCUGAAGAAACAGAGAAAAAUGAAGUAGAUAAAGUUUUUGGAGAAUUGAGUGGAUGGGAUUUUCAAGAGGCUUCUGGGUCAGCUCAUCAGAGUCCUAAUGACACUGCGGACCCAUCCUCUGCAAGGAGACCCUCAGUCCGCAUUUAUGAGGGUGGGAGUAUUCCUUAUGAGGAAGAGAACCCUUCUUCCUCCAAAGAACCACCAUCACAAGAAUCAUUGUUGUGCUGCACCACGGAGGAUAGUCUAUUCAGAGAAAAGACAGAGGAGGAAAAAAUUUAUCCGCUGAACCUGGCCUGGUGCUACGGAUGGAACAGCUCCCUCCCCAUUUACAACAUGCAGGAUGAAAACCAGAGGAUAGUGCUCUACGCCUGCUCUCACACCGCCGUGCUCUACGAAGCCUUCAAGAACUGCCAACACCAUCUCCAGGGCCACAGUAAUGUGAUCACUUGUAUUUGCGUGAGUGAAAACAGAAGGUGGAUUGCAACAGCUGACAAAGGCCCCCGAUGCCUGGUGAUCGUAUGGGAUGGCUUCUCAGGUAUUCCUGUGCAUACAAUAUUUGACAGCUGUCCAGAAGGAAAUGGCAUUAAAGCCAUGGCAAUGACAAAUGAUGCGAAGUUUUUAGUGACCAUCGAUGAUGGGACAUUCCAGAAAGUCUGCAUCUGGAGAUGGACAGUGGACACCGAGACGCCUGCGUGUUCUGUCACCCUGGAACCAGAUCUGGGUGUCCAAGAAUACAUUAUUUUCAAUCCUGGUAAUCAUAGAGAAUUGGUGAGCAACAGCAAAACCCACGUACUGUAUUACGAAUGGGAUGAAGCAAAUGGCAUUCUUCACUUUAGUAUGCCUGUUUUAACUGAAAAAACGUUCAACAAGAUUGUGGGAAAAUUUAGCCAGUCCAUCUUUCAUUUUGUGACCAGACAGAUUUUGACUGCCACAAUGGAGGGGAAGCUGGUGGUCUGGGACCUCCACCCCCCACCUCGAUCUUAUACUCCCUUAGAGGUGCUUCGUAUUAAAGCCUGUAAACUGGUGCAUUUGCAGAAGGAUGCCCUUACUGUGUUAACGACUGUGGACAAAUACUUUGUCACCGGCGAUGUCAGAGGUCACAUUAGGUUCUAUGAUAGCAAGCUGUCGCUGGUUAACUGGUACAGCCAGUUCAAACUGAGCCCCAUAGUAAUGCUGUCCUUUUCAAAGAACCCCGUCUUUCCUGUGGGGGAUAAAUCAAGCUUCCCAUCAGACUGCACCCUUCCUGGCAACCCUUUCAUUGUAAGAAAUUUUAUCAUUGGCACAUCUGAUGCCAGAGUGUACCAUUUAACGACAGAUGGGACCAAACUAGAAGAAGUCUUGAUUGAGCCCAAGGAAGCCAUUCACGCCAUCGCUUGCCAUCCCUACAAGCCCCUCAUUGCUAUUGGGAGUAACUGCGGGCUGCUCAAAAUGUGGAAUUAUCGGAAGAAACUCUAUGUAGUGAGCAGGAUCUUCGAGGACGGGCUGGGCGUCCAGAGCCUGACCUUCAAUCCCGAAGGGUAUCUUUUGGGGGCUGGCUGCACCGAAGGGACGGUUUACAUUAUGGAUGCUGUGUCGCUAGAAAACGAGACUCCAGAGCCUUUCAAAUAUUCCAGAGGCAAAGUGACUCUUAUCAGCUUCUCCCAUGACUCCGAAUUUCUGGCAACUGCUGAUGUAAAUUUUACUGUGGCAGUUUACAAGAUAGUGAUAAAAAAUGGAGAAAAGGUCUGGGAAUAUUUAGCAAGACUUCGUUCUCACCACAAAAAAAUCCAAAGUUUGCUGUUUGGGAUUCAGCCGGACAACAACGAGCCCAGACUCCUCAGCCUUGGCAAGGACAGAUUGCUGAUAGAGUACGAUCUCCUCAGCAGCACCAAGGACCACCUGGAGGUCCUGGACAUCCAUCGCACGGACCAGGAGGCCAUCCCCAGGUGUAUGGUCUGGUACCCGCCAAUCACCCGAGAGGCCUUCUUGCUCAUUUGCAACAGCGUGUACAAAGUGAAGCUGUUUAAUUCCACCACCAAGAUGUGCAGAAAGACGCUAAUUGGGCCAACUUAUGGGUCGCCCGUUAAGCAAGUCCUGAUCCUCCCAGAGAAGUUCACAGAUGACUCGCAGCAGCGAUACUUGGCAUUUAUAAACAAAGACAAGGUUGGACUUCAGAUCUUACCAGUUGAUGGGAAUCCCCACAAGACAGCUGCUAUUAUUUGCCACCCAGAUGGGGUGUCCAACAUGGCUCUUUCUUAUGAUGGCAUCUACGUCUUCACUGCAGGAGGCGAUGACCACACCGUGUUACAGUGGGAGAUUAAUUUAGGGGCUCUGGAGGCAGCGGUUUUCCUGGGGGGUAAAGAUCUGACCCCAUUCUAUGGUCUGCUGGAUGGGGGCAGAGAAGGAGAAUUCUACAAGGAACUGGAGGACUAUUUUUAUUAUUCUCAGCUGCGUAGUCAGGGUAUUGAUACAAUGGAGACCAGAAAGGUGUCAACACAAAUUCCCCUGAGCGAGCUUCCUUUUGUAAUGAGAGCAAUUGGCUUCUAUCCAUCUGAAGAGCAGAUUGAUGAUAUGCUAAAUGAAGUUAAAUUCAGUGAGUAUGUGGAUACAGGGAAGCUCGUUGAUUCGAUCAACUUGCCAGAUUUUGUGAAGGUUUACAUCAACCACAGGCCACCUUUUGGUCAAACCAUGAGUGACGUACGAAAUUCUUUCAAAAUUCUUGGCUAUCUCAAUAAGGAUGAAGAAAUGGCUAUUAGGAGAGAAGAUUUCCUAGAAUUGCUUCUAACCAAAGGGGAGCACAUGACUGAGGAGGAGCUGUCAGACUGCUUCAGCACGCUGUUUGGCCUGAACCCAGAGGGCUGGAAAUCGGAACCUGCAACCUUGGAUUACAAAGGAUCUAGCAUUUGCCUGGAGAAAGAGCUCCCAGAAGAAAUCACUGCUGAGAUAUUCACUGCUGACAUUCUUGGCUUGCCCAUUCCUGAAGACAUCUGAAAAGGCCACCGAAGUGGGAGGGACCCAGGAAACACAGGACUUGGUCUUUUCCCCAAGGGAUGCUGCUCUCCACUUAACACACUUCCCCCAACC
Molecule: messenger RNA, 3417 nt
Organism: Vombatus ursinus (common wombat)
Lineage: Eukaryota; Metazoa; Chordata; Mammalia; Diprotodontia; Vombatidae
Gene: CFAP251
Product: WD repeat domain 66
Exons: 22
Coding region: 46-3324 (1092 amino acids)
Cellular component (GO): sperm flagellum
Molecular function (GO): protein binding
Source: RefSeq, a predicted model, not a curated record